This is a messenger RNA of Arabidopsis thaliana (thale cress), 1674 nucleotides long. Its product is annotated as UDP-Glycosyltransferase superfamily protein. The coding region runs from base 152 to 1498 and encodes 448 amino acids. Lineage: Eukaryota; Viridiplantae; Streptophyta; Magnoliopsida; Brassicales; Brassicaceae. The transcript has a single exon. The record is from RefSeq and is marked reviewed. Gene Ontology annotation, molecular function: UDP-glycosyltransferase activity; UDP-glucosyltransferase activity.
AAAUUAGUCGUUCAUUGCUUCAUGUAGUGGUAUCCUGAAUAGACGAGAAGCAUCAAUCACAUAACAGUUUUUUCUCUUAGAAAGAAAAUACAAAGUUUUUAUUUCGUUUGAGUUUCUUGUUUUAGGUUUUGACAAUUUAGGGGAAAGGAAAAUGGGGUCAAAGUUUCAUGCUUUUCUUUAUCCAUGGUUUGGUUUUGGUCAUAUGAUUCCGUAUCUUCAUCUAGCUAACAAAUUAGCUGAAAAAGGUCAUAGGGUUACUUUCUUGGCUCCCAAGAAAGCUCAGAAACAACUCGAACCUCUCAACUUGUUCCCAAACAGCAUUCACUUCGAGAAUGUUACUCUUCCUCAUGUUGAUGGUCUCCCUGUUGGCGCAGAGACAACCGCGGAUCUCCCGAACUCAUCUAAGAGAGUCCUCGCUGAUGCCAUGGAUCUUCUACGCGAACAGAUUGAAGUUAAGAUUCGUUCUUUGAAACCUGACCUAAUUUUCUUCGAUUUUGUUGAUUGGAUUCCACAAAUGGCAAAAGAAUUAGGAAUCAAAAGUGUAAGUUACCAGAUCAUAUCGGCAGCUUUUAUAGCUAUGUUUUUCGCUCCUCGUGCUGAAUUAGGUUCUCCUCCACCUGGGUUUCCUUCAUCAAAAGUAGCAUUACGUGGACAUGACGCUAACAUCUAUUCACUCUUCGCAAACACCCGCAAAUUUCUCUUUGAUCGAGUCACCACAGGCCUUAAGAACUGCGACGUCAUUGCCAUAAGGACAUGUGCAGAAAUCGAAGGUAACUUAUGUGAUUUCAUCGAAAGACAAUGUCAGAGAAAAGUUCUCUUAACCGGUCCAAUGUUCCUUGAUCCACAAGGGAAGAGUGGUAAGCCGCUAGAAGAUCGAUGGAAUAAUUGGUUAAACGGAUUUGAACCAAGCUCGGUAGUGUACUGUGCGUUUGGCACCCAUUUCUUUUUCGAGAUAGAUCAAUUUCAAGAACUCUGUUUAGGAAUGGAGCUCACGGGUCUACCUUUUUUGGUAGCGGUUAUGCCACCGAGAGGGUCUUCAACGAUUCAAGAAGCAUUACCAGAAGGGUUCGAAGAACGGAUUAAAGGGCGUGGAAUUGUUUGGGGAGGAUGGGUGGAACAACCUUUGAUAUUGUCUCAUCCAUCAAUAGGUUGCUUUGUGAACCAUUGCGGGUUCGGUUCAAUGUGGGAGUCUUUGGUUAGUGAUUGCCAGAUUGUGUUUAUUCCACAAUUGGUUGAUCAAGUUCUCACAACGAGAUUGUUGACCGAAGAACUCGAGGUCUCCGUGAAAGUAAAGAGAGAUGAAAUUACUGGUUGGUUUUCGAAGGAGAGCUUGAGGGAUACGGUCAAAUCUGUGAUGGAUAAAAAUAGUGAGAUUGGGAAUCUAGUGAGGAGGAAUCAUAAGAAACUGAAGGAAACUUUGGUUAGUCCUGGAUUGUUGAGUAGUUAUGCUGAUAAGUUUGUUGACGAAUUAGAGAAUCAUAUCCACAGUAAGAAUUGAAAACUUGAUCAAAUUAAAAACUUUUUUUUUUUUGGGUAGCAAAUAAUAUUUCCUCUGUUUUCAAAUGACAAUAGUCGUUUUACUUUCGUAAGAUUUAAUGUUUCAGACCGUGGACUCAUUAUUUUCUGAAAUAAAGUGUGAAAUUUGAUUACAAAAAACAAUUGGUUGUGACAUUG